CCGGGCGCGCCCCCACUCCGCCCGGCCGCCAGCUCCCGUGGUCCCGCCGUCCGCUCGCCUGCCCGUCGCCCGUGCGCCAUGCAGCCGCCACCCGCCCCGCGCGCGUAGGCGCUCGCCGCAGGCCAUGCUGCUCCCGCUCGCCGCGCUGCUGGCCGCCGCCUGCCCGCUGCCGCCUGCCCGCGGCGGGGCCGCGGAUGCGCCGGGCCUCGGCGGGGCGCCCCUCAACGCCUCCGUCAACGCGUCGUCCGAGGGCGAGCCCGCCGCUCCGCGGCUGCUGGCCUCGGCGGCUCCCGGGACCCCCGAGCGCCCGGACCCGGAGGAGGCGGCGGCGGCGUGCAACAUCAGCGUGCAGCGGCAGAUGCUGAGCUCGCUGCUCGUGCGCUGGGGCCGCCCGCGGGGCUUCCAGUGCGACCUGCUGCUCUUCUCCACCAACGCGCACGGCCGCGCCUUCUUCGCCGCCGCCUUCCACCGCGUCGGGCCGCCGCUGCUCAUCGAGCACCUGGGGCUGGCGGCCGGCGGCGCGCAGCAGGACCUGCGCCUCUGCGUGGGCUGCGGCUGGGUGCGCGGCCGCCGCCCCGGCCGCCUCCGGCCCGCCGCCGCCGCCUCCGGGGCGCCCACCGCGCUGCCCGCCUACCCCGCAGCCGAGCCCCCCGGGCCACUGUGGCUGCAGGGCGAGCCGCUGCACUUCUGCUGCCUGGACUUCAGCCUGGAGGAGCUGCAGGGCGAGCCGGGCUGGCGGCUGAACCGCAAGCCCAUCGAGUCCACGCUGGUCGCCUGCUUCAUGACCCUGGUCAUCGUCGUGUGGAGCGUGGCCGCCCUCAUCUGGCCGGUACCCAUCAUCGCCGGCUUCCUGCCCAACGGCAUGGAGCAGCGCCGGACCACCGCCAGCGCUGCCGCCGCCGCCGCCGCCCCCGCCGCCGUGCCCGCGGGGACCACCGCCGCGGCCGCCGCCGCCGCCGCCGCCGCCGCCGCCGCCGCCGCGGCCGUCACCUCGGGGGCGGCGGCCAAGUGACCCGGCCCGCUCUUCCCCGCGUCCGCCCUGUGGCCGCGCUCUCGGGUGCCUUUCCCGCCGGGAGACUCGGCCGGUGUGCUUCGUGCUGUGGUGACCGUUAGUUCUUCCUCCGGGGAGGGGGCCGCCGGAGGGGCCCCAGCGGCUUUGCCCAGCGACCUGCGUGCCGCGCGUCGUUCCGGAAGGCAGGUGGUAGUCCUUGCGCCCGCAGGGUGGGAUCCGCAGCUAGGAAGAGAGGAGGGAAACGGGGCCCUUUCCCCUCUAUUGUAUCCCCCUGCCCUCCUUCCUCCCCGCACCCACGUGCCCUACAUUCAUGGCAGAAAAUGACCAAAUCCUGUGUAUUUGUUUUAUAUACUUAAUAACUGUUUUAAAUGAAAGUUUUAGUAAAAAAAAAAAUCGAAUUGCUAUUGCUGUAGUAAGAGAAGCUCUUUGUAUCCAAACAUAGUAUUUGAAGUUAGUUGUUUUUUAAUUUAUUUAAAAGGGGAGGGGGCAUGGGAAGGAUUUCACACCCACAUAUUGUUACCGCUAAAAAUGAACUUUAUGAACCUUUUCCAAAUCGAUCUAUCCAGUGACGUGGCCUGGUGGGCGUUUCUUGUACUAAUGUGGUUUUUUUGGCUUUUAAUACAGACAUUUUCCUCCAGA
Messenger RNA from Odobenus rosmarus divergens (Pacific walrus), 1651 nucleotides. RefSeq names its product transmembrane protein 158 (gene TMEM158). Bases 125 to 1012 code for a protein of 295 amino acids. NCBI's taxonomy places the organism in Eukaryota, Metazoa, Chordata, Mammalia, Carnivora, Odobenidae. The record is from RefSeq and is a predicted model, not a curated record. The transcript has a single exon. Gene Ontology annotation, molecular function: peptide binding.